Molecule: messenger RNA, 213 nt
Organism: Stylonychia lemnae
Lineage: Eukaryota; Ciliophora; Spirotrichea; Sporadotrichida; Oxytrichidae
Source: the annotation of a GenBank genome assembly
AUGCUUCAAUGCAAGCAAUAAAAGCCAUGGAUCAGAAUGAAAUGCAAAAUAGUCACCAUGCAAGUUGAAUUCGAUUUAAAUGCGGAAUAAGAUUUCAGAAAUAGAUAUGACUAUGCAUAUGAGAUUAAAGAUCUGGCAUCAAGGCCCAAUAUUGAAUCCAAUGAAGAGAUAAUCUUUGUUAUAUCAAGCACAAUCGAUUGGCAAAAUGAAUGA